Rhopilema esculentum is the source of this 2760-nucleotide messenger RNA. The record is from RefSeq and is a predicted model, not a curated record. NCBI's taxonomy places the organism in Eukaryota, Metazoa, Cnidaria, Scyphozoa, Rhizostomeae, Rhizostomatidae.
UAGUAACUGGAACAGGGAAUUUGAUAUCUUUUUGUUCGAUUUGAUCUUUAGCGGUUUGAUUCACUCUGGUAAAUUGUUAUUUGAUUAUGUUCCAUUUCUGUUAAUCUAUAAGACAAAAGCUGGCAUAGAGUGGACUUCAGUCAGCAUUGCUCGCCGAUGGUGGAAAGAUGGAAAGCUGCAUUUACAGUACAGUAUCUGACAUGAGAGCGAAUCAUACUAGUAAAACAUAUUCUACUUACUUAACACCCAGCAGAACCUCUGCAGUCUACAGCAAUGCUGUUUUGAGCGCAAUUAUUGCCCUUGGAGGGAUUAUCGGAAAUUCCACCAUCAUAACCGCGUUCUUUCGAAGGAAAGCUUUGAGAAAUGUCAAUAAUAUUUUCCUAGUACAGCUGGCAUUCGUUGACUUGACAAAAGCCGUGUUCAUAUUACCAGUCAAAGUAUACACAAACCUGAGUUUGCUAUCCAAAGAACAGCACAUGAAACCAUGUAUUGAUCUCGGCUACUAUUGUAAGAUAUCAGGCUUCAUUUCAACAAUAACGUUUAUCCAUUCUGCCCUUCUCUUGGCAGCAAUCGGCGUUGUUCGUUACGUCAAGAUGGUGCGAUCUGUAUCGUUCAACAGAAUUUUUUCAAGGCGAAACACAGCUUGUUAUUGCCUUAUGCUUGCACUUCCAACUAUAAUUCUGGCGUUGCUACCUGUGAUUGGUGUAGGAUUGUACGCAUACAGCCCAUAUCAUGGAGUUUGCUUCACCAAUUGGGCUAGAGAGAACAAGACGUACAGAAUCAUUUUCUACAUUUAUAUAAUGGGGGUGGGUUAUGUCGCCAUUUUGUUUUCCUACGGAAGUAUCUACUUAAAGUUGCGUCAGCAUAGGAAGAAUACUCAGGCGAGUCUUGAUUCCGCAAAAUUCUCCUCAUAUCAAGGUCGUUAUAGGAAACGAAGCAACUCAAAUCGGUCUGCAAACGAAGAAAGAUCUUCCCAAGUCAACAACGAAAAGCAGUCUCAAGUUUCUGCAGGAUGCAUUUCGAUCGGAUGCGACAGUGAAAUAAAAGAUCGAAAUUCAGAGGUAUCCACAGUCCCUCCUCCCCAACCAAAUGAAUCUUCACAAAAAUUGAAUCGAACUGUGAAAUCUCCAGAUGACAGAACUCUGCGCACUGCACCGACCGUAAGGUCACAUAGCUCUUUCAGGGUGGAACUGAAAGUAACGAAAGUCAUGUUUGCAAUUGUUGUAGCCUAUACAGUGUGCUGGGUACCAGCGUUUAUUGUCAAUAUCAUAAUGUUAUCUACACAGGGAACCAGCAAUGUCAAUUCUCAGAAGAUCGACCCGGUUGCCCUCUUCUAUAUUAUAACUGUCGUGGACCUAAAGGUAUUGUUAAACCCAAUUAUUUAUGGAAUAUGGAACGGUCAAUUUCGAAAGGAGAUCAAGGGACUGUUUUCAAGAGUAUUAAGAUAUUUUUGAAUAACUAUUUAAUCUAAUUUAAUAUCAAAGACUAUUUGGAAAAACAGAGGCCUUAUAAUUCAAGUACUGCGAGGCAAUUUGCAGCCUAGGCCACCGAACGCAAGAAACCAAUCAAGUACCUUCGGUGGUCCACUAUCACAUUAAAUUUUAUCCGUCACUUCGUUUAUAUGUUGCAUCGCGAAGGUGGGAAUUUGGAUGCACUUUGUUUACAAAUGUGGAAAUUUGCAGGUUUAUAGCUGGGAAAAUUAUAUCAGUUUAGCUAAAAUUUGAUUAUGUGAAAAUAUGAAAGAUGUUACAUUGUAUUGAGUUUCGUGUGACGUUUGUGGAGUGCCAUAAGCAUCGAUCUUGAACUUAUUCCAGAAGCCUCAAAGGUAAAAAGCUGCCUUCCAAAUUUCUUCAUUAGUGUUAGCUACAGCGACGGAUUUAAGCAGCAAGGAAUGGAGGAGGGGUUUUAAAUAAUAAUUGGAUUUUGCAAAAAACAAGCGUUCAUUUGUGAUGCUAGCAGUGGGGAACAAUAACCUUCAAUUUUGACAGUUAUGUUUCUAAACCAUAAGCAAAUGUGCAGAGGCUUGAUAAAAUUGGACAGAAAUAAUUUAUCAUAUCGCGGCCCUGGAUUACUUAGAUCAAGACAAAGUACAUUUUGAGAAAGAGACUUUAAGGCAUUUUGAUUUCAUUUGCCGAUUAAAUCUUGUUAUAUACAUAACAACACUGAAUAAAAAUAUAUACAUAUAAAAAUUCGAAUACAAAUUACUCAUGAUAAAAAUAUAUUCAACAGAUACGAUACAUCGUUCGACUGACUUGAUUCCUCAAAAGAUUCUGCAAAGUUUAGAUGUUAAAAAGCAUGCUUGCUCAUACGAAAAUAGAUGUUAUAAAAACUGCACAUCUAGUUACAUAUUAUUUAUCAGUGAUGCUAAUGUUGUCUCAGAUAUUCUCAGACCCUAAAACCCAAAUGUGAUUUGGGAAACCAAACUUUAAACAAACUAAUACUGCAUAAAUACGGUAUUAGACGCUCAUCCCGGCCAGUCUACUGGACUGGCACACCUAGGCCCAUUUUGACAACCCACUGAAGAUAUAACGCGACAGUAUUCUUUAAAAUAUAAGUCUUUCGAACCUAAUUACCUGCUUGGUAUGACUUGAAAUCGAUCCAUACCAAGACUGAAGUGGCUAAACAGCUUAAAUAAAACACAAAUGAACAUUAACGCCCAAAAGCGACUCAGUUUACAAGUGUUAAAUUCCAAAAGAUCAAUUUGAUGAGAAGAGACUUUUCCCAUUCACUGGAAUUAUGAGCCUUUAAAUUUAUGAAACU